Messenger RNA from Gadus chalcogrammus (walleye pollock), 938 nucleotides. RefSeq names its product putative nuclease HARBI1. Bases 8 to 871 code for a protein of 287 amino acids. The record is from RefSeq and is a predicted model, not a curated record. NCBI's taxonomy places the organism in Eukaryota, Metazoa, Chordata, Actinopteri, Gadiformes, Gadidae. The transcript has a single exon.
UGAAUUUAUGGCGAGAGCUGUUAGGCGAGAAAGAAUAUUCAGGGAUCGCACUAACCCGCUGAAAAUGUAUAACCAAGAUGAAUUUAUCAAUCGGUUUCGUUUGCCCAAAGAAGCCAUCCUAAGGCUGACCGAUGACUUGUCAGACUCACUGGGGCCUACAACAGCAAGGAGUCACAGCAUUCCAGCUCUGCUACAGGUUUGCACUGCAGUAAGAUUUUAUGCAACAGGCAGUUUUUUAAAUACUGUUGGUGAUACUCUGGGUUUAAGCAAAGCCUCUGUGUCCCGAGUGGUGCACAGGGUGUCAAGUACCCUCUCAGAUAAGCUUCCAAAAUUCCCAACACAACCUGCAGAGUUGAACAGCAUUAAGAGGGGAUUCUUCAAUGUUGCAAGGUUCCCCAACGUAAUAGGGGCCAUUGACGGGACACAUGUCCGAAUCCAGGCACCAUCGGACCAUGAACAUUUGUUUGUGAACAGGAAGGGAUAUCACAGCCUCAACAUUCAAGCUGUUUGCGAUUCAAACCUAAAGUUUCUUAAUUGUGUGGCCCGCUGGCCUGGAUCGUGUCAUGAUUCGAGAGUCCUACAAAAUUCUCAGCUUUACCAGGCAUUCGAGGAUGGCAUUAUUGAUGGAAUCUUGUUGGGUGAUUCUGGAUACCCGCUGAAGCCAUGGCUCCUUACUCCCUUCUUGAAUCCUACCACACCAGCACAGAGGAAUUACAAUGCAGCUCACUGUUCUACUCGAAACACAGUUGAGAGGGCAUUUGGGGUUCUCAAAAGGCGGUUCCACUGUCUCCAUGGGGAACUGAGGAUGAUACCUCAGAGAGUGUGCAACAUUGUAUGUUCGGCUGUUGUUCUACACAACAUUGCAAGGUAGGCCUACCUAACCAAACAUAACAUUUUCAGACACUGGCCUUCCAUAAACAUAUUUAACUAACCACACA